Ictalurus furcatus (blue catfish) is the source of this 2788-nucleotide messenger RNA. RefSeq names its product protein adenylyltransferase SelO-like. The transcript is spliced from 11 exons. NCBI's taxonomy places the organism in Eukaryota, Metazoa, Chordata, Actinopteri, Siluriformes, Ictaluridae. The record is from RefSeq and is a predicted model, not a curated record. Bases 155 to 1561 code for a protein of 468 amino acids.
CCAAGCCUGGUCAUACUUGAGUUAAUAUUUACAAAAUACUUUGUUAUAUUCUUAAUAUUAAAAAUAAUAUUUUGUUUACAUAAAAAAAUGGUGAAAAAAUAAAAUCUGUAAAAAAAAAAAGAUUAAGUACAAAAUUUUAACAUCAGAAUAUAUAAUGUAUUUGUUUUCAAUUAUAUAUACGUGUGUGUCCAUGAUAUCAUCAUUUAUCACUAUAUUGAUAUUAUCUUGCCAGAUUGCCCAGCUCUACUACCACACGCACGCACACACACACACACACACACACACACACACACACAUACAUACACAUGCACAAGCACGCACACACACACACACACACACACACACACACACACACACACAUACACAUGCACACACGCACACGCACACAUACAUACACACACAUACAUACACAUGCACACACGCACACAUACAUACUCACCCACACACGCACAUACAUACAUACACACACACACGCACAUACACAUGCACACGCACACAUACACACACACACAUACAUACACGCACACACCCACAUGCACGCACGCACACAUACAUACACACACACACACACACACACACACACACACACACACACACAUCAGGGACAUCCGCAGUACUUAUGCGUACACUCUGGAUGACAGUGAGGCUUAUAUGUUUAGAGCUCUUCCUCUGUUCUCAGGAUGUUCUGAAGAACAUUUUGGACUUGGACGAGUCUGUGACCCGAAGUGAAGAUUUUGUGCAGCGUGUCAGUGGAGGGAAGCUGUUUCCUGGCUCUGCUCCUCUCGCUCACAGAUACGGAGGCCAUCAGUUUGGUUACUGGGCGGGGCAGCUGGGAGACGGGCGGGCACAUUUACUAGGCGAAUACACAAACAGAAAGGGUGAGAGAUGGGAGCUUCAGCUCAAAGGCUCUGGGAAAACGCCAUACUCAAGGUCUGGAGAUGGGCGUGCGGUUCUGAGAUCAUCUGUUCGUGAGUUCUUGUGUAGUGAGGCCAUGCACUUCCUCUCCGUCCCCACCAGCAGAGCUCUCAGCCUAGCGCUGAGUGAGGAGGCUGUGUGGAGAGAUCAGUUUUAUAACGGCAGUGUGAGGAGAGAGAGAGGAGCUGUUGUCCUUCGUCUAGCACCGUCAUGGUUCCGAAUCGGCUCUCUGGAGAUUUUAGCCAGAACCGGAGAGCUGGAUAUUCUGAGGACAUUGUUAAAUUUUGUAAUAGAGGAGCAUUUUACAGCCAUCGAACCCAACGAUCCGAACAAAUAUGUGAGGUUUUUCUCAGUGGUGGUGAAUGAAACUGCGCACAUGAUCGCUAAGUGGAUGUCUGUCGGCUUCGCUCACGGUGUGUGUAACACGGACAACUUCAGCCUUUUAUCCAUCACUAUAGAUUACGGUCCGUUUGGAUUUAUGGAGUCGUAUAACCCGAAUUUUGUGCCGAACUCGUCUGACGACGAGGGCAGGUACGGUAUCGGAGAACAGGCUAACGUAGGCCUGUUUAAUCUCCAGAAGCUUCUCGAGGCUCUUCACCCGGUGCUGUCUCCACAUCAGAGAGCACAGUGUGUCCUGUUAUAUUGAUUGAUGUGAGCCACAAAAGUUCUGGAACCAAGAUGAAUCUCUACCAAAGUGAUGGAAAGGCUACGGAUCUGCUCAUGAUCCAAAAUAUACAAGCUCAUCUGUGAAACAUGGUGGAGGUAGUGUCACGGCUUGGGGUUGCAUGGCUGCUUCUGGAACAUUCUCACUAAUCUUUACUGAUGAUGGAACUCAUGAUGGUAGCAGCAGGAUGAAUUCAGAAGUUUACAGGAACGUUUUGUCUGAUCAUUUACAGAGAAAUGGAUCCAGUCUAAUCAGGAGGAACUUCAUCAUGCAGCAAGAUAAUGAUCUAAAACACAGUGCCAACUCAACAAAGGACUUUAUCAAGGGGGAAAAGUGGAAGGUUUUAGACUGACCAAGUCAAUCCCCAGACCUUAACCCGACUGAGCAGCAUUUCACCUCCUGAAGAGGAGACUGAAACGAGAAACCCACCGAAACAACCAACAACUGAAAGAAUCUGCAGUAAAAGAAAGCCGCCUCAUCCUGCGAGUACCGAAUUGAGUUCUCUUUAGCGGCUUAUUAUGCUUAGACGGUCAAAUAAACACACGCAUCAUGUCAAAUUGCAGGUCUGGCCGAGUAUUCAUGCAAACACAGUCGGUUACGUCUUAAGUGAAGGUAAACAGCUGGGUGGGGGGAAAUCGGAGGUGUGUCAAUACAGUUUACUGGAUCUGUAGGUGCAUGUCUUAAUAAAGUGACAGCAUUCUAAUAAACCUGCUUCUGUCCGUGGCAUUAAUGUCCAUCAAAAAAAUAAAGAGAAAAUCACUCACUCACUCACUCACUCAUUUAACUGAAGUAAAUGUAAUAAAAAUCACUGUAUGUGUCGUACAGUGAAGUCUAUUUUAUUUUACAUUUAAUUACUUUAUUCAAUUUCCGUCGUAUUUCUUACUCGAACUCCUGAAAGACCUGCCUGAGAAAACGUAUCCUUACCGUGAAAUAAGAUUGUAGUCAUAUCGCCCGCUAAACAUUAGCGUCUGGUGAUUCCAGUCUUGAGUUUCGCGUAAAAUGUGAAAUGUACUUCUUAAUGUAGUAAACAUCAUAAACCCUGCUGAUAGGGAUUAAAAUGGAAAACAAAAAACAGAGCUGUGUUCAGAAAUGAGUUUGUUGUGAUUGAUGGACAGAUUAAAAGCAGUGAUAAAGCAUGAAGUUUGGUGUUAUGAGCUGCUGCUGAAUGUAAGUCUACUCUGUACUCUCUCUCUCUCUCUCUCUCUCUCU